This is a messenger RNA of Apis laboriosa (Himalayan honeybee), 395 nucleotides long. RefSeq names its product neural proliferation differentiation and control protein 1. The record is from RefSeq and is a predicted model, not a curated record. Lineage: Eukaryota; Metazoa; Arthropoda; Insecta; Hymenoptera; Apidae. Gene Ontology annotation, cellular component: membrane. The annotation marks the transcript as partial. The transcript has 3 exons.
UUUCAGUAUUCAAUAUACUUUAUAUUUAUGAAAAAUCACAUUUUUGCAUUUGUUUUUCAGCUAUUGUUGCGGGUUGUAGCGCAGCGGCAAUAUUUAUCUUCGUUUUAAUUGCUUUAACAUGGUGCAGGCUAAAGCGAGGCGCUAAAGCGGCGGCUGACAUAGAAUAUCCAGCUUAUGGUAUAACUGGCCCGAAUAAAGAAAUAUCACCUUCGGGAGAUCAAAGACUCGCUCAGUCUGCACAAAUGUAUCAUUUCCAACACCAAAAGCAACAAAUUAUCGCUAUGGAAAAUCGUAUUUCUGCAACCAGAGAUCCAGGCUCAGUAUCUGAAGCAGAAAGCGAGGAAGAAAAUGAAGAAGGGGACUAUACUGUUUACGAAUGUCCAGGAUUAGCUUCU